CAUGCCAUCCAUCCAUGCAGGUAUUUGAGGCCUGAGGUCGACGUUUGCUUGCAAGUCAAUUUGAUGUCUCUUUUGAGUAUUUCUGCCCUUCGCUCGCCGGAGCGAAGUCCGUCGUGCCCUCUCCGACGCUCCCAAAGCUGCGCAACGGCCUGCACGUGGCCAGCUAGCGGAAGUCCGUCUCUGACGUAGUCCGCUCCGUUACACUACUACACGUCGACGGCUCCGAGUACGGAUCUAGGCAUUGCUCUACCCGACGCUACCUGCGCAUACCGCUCCUUCGCACCUGACCGCCCGCAGCACCGCGUCGUCCAGCAAUUUUAUUGUUAACCUCAGCGCUCGCGCGCACCGCAACGCUCCCUUCCCACCGGCCACCCGCGGCCACCCGGUACUCUGCUAUUGCGUAUGGCGUACAGUCGCUCUCAAUGUCCUUCCUGUCCGACACAGUGCUUUCGAGUAGUGCCCGUUUGCAUACGGGAAGAGAAGGAGAGGCAGGACAAAACGAUGGCCUGAAGAGAACAAGCCAGAGCCCUGCUGGGCUUCUGACGCCUCUCAUUCAACUCGUGAGAGAUCCAUUUGGUACAAAAGCCGGCGAAGAAAUUGUCAGCCGGGCACCGGUUGAACGGCCCGCAGUCACCGAGGAUGCAGAUCGCAAGCAGGUUUUGUAUCUGCGCAUGAGAAAUGCCGAGAGCUACGACGACUGGAAAGCCGCUGCGACCGAAUUGGACUCUCUUGAAGGGAAUGAUGCCUGGAAACUCGAGGAUGAGUCCCCCGAAUACGAUGCCGCCCUGGUUAAGGCUCGCCUGGAGCAGCUCGACGAUGCUCGAUUAAGCUGCGACGUGCAGCGAAUGCUCUUUCUAAUCCGGACAUCCCUGACGCGCGGGCUUGGUGGCAUGGGCCAUCUGCGAAUGUACAAGCAUUCGCACGUUGGAACGAAGAAGCUGAUUGAGAGGUACAUCGAUUCCGCCGUGCAGACUUUGAACGCCUUGCACGAGGUAUCCGCCAAGCAGGGAGAUCGCUGCCCCGUCGACCACAAUGUGAUCAUGCAGGGGCUCCUACAUACCCGCCAGUCCUUUGGGCGAACUGCCCUGUUAUUGUCAGGAGGUGGUACUUUCGGUAUGAAUCAUAUUGGUGUUGUGAAGUCUUUGUGGGAGAUGCGCCUCCUCCCACGCAUCGUAUCGGGGGCGUCGGCGGGAAGCAUCGUUUGCGCUAUUCUGUGUUCGAAGACGGACACGGAGAUUCCCGCAGUACUGCACGAAUUCUGUUACGGUGAUUUGAAUGUUUUCGAGAAAGUUGGGGACGAAGACAGCCUUAUGAGGAAAGCCACGCGGUUCCUCAAGUACGGUUCGCUGUUUGACAUCUCCCAUCUCAUGAGAGUCAUGAAGAACAUGCUAGGCGACAUCACGUUCCAAGAAUCGUACAACCGGACCCGGCGGAUUCUCAACAUCACAGUCUCAAGCGCCAGUAUGUACGAGCUUCCGAGGUUACUCAAUUAUAUCACAGCUCCGGAUGUAAUGAUCUGGUCCGCAGUAUGUGCCUCUUGCUCCGUCCCUUUCAUCUUCUCUGCCGCCUCUCUACUCGCUAAGGACAGGAAGACUGGAAAAGAAGUCCCUUGGAACCCUACGCCUAACGCUGGUUGGAUUGACGGCUCGGUCGAUAAUGACUUACCUAUGACUCGUCUUGCGGAGAUGUUCAACGUCAACCAUUUCAUCGUUUCCCAGGUCAACCCACACGUCGUUCCCUUCCUAGCCAAGGAAGAGAACGUUGGCGCAGAGAUGCAACAGAGCUCUGCGCUCUCUGCUGGACCCAGCUGGAUGCACAACAUGGCAAGCUUUGCGAAAAGCGAAGCACUACACCGUCUCGACGUGCUUGCGGAAAUGGGCAUACUUCCCAAUGCGGUGACGAAAGCAAGGUCGAUUCUCAAUCAGCGGUAUUCUGGCGACAUCACUAUUUUCCCUACGAUUUCCUACUCAAACUUCCCGAAGAUCCUGAGCAAUCCGACGACUGAGUUCAUGCUGCGGUGCAUGCUCACGGGAGAACAAGCUACAUGGCCGAAGCUCUCGAGGAUACAGAAUCAUGUUGCUAUUGAAAUUGCCCUAGACGAAGCUGUCCACAAUGUCCGUGACUCCGUCGCCUUCAGUCAGAGUCAAGUCGACCUCCGGCUCAACAACCUCCACCGGCCACUCUCGCAAGGCAACGAUGUCCGGCCAAUGCAAAGAGUGAGGUUGCUCCACAAGUCUACGCGUUUCGGAAACGGUACCGCGCCUUCUACACCUUCGAUGGAGAUGACCUCUCCCGCGAUACCCCGUCGCUCCCAUCCUCGCAUUAAGCUGCCUCCUAAGCCUGCUCCUGCCGCCAAGCCUUAUCUACCCACGCAUCCCUCGAGGAGAGGCACGAGAUCAUUGGAUAUAAACCAACUGAGCUCAUCCAACGUAGACGCAGUCUCCUCAUCAACCAAUCCGGACGGAUCAUCCUCGGACGGAGAUUUCUCAACGCACGAUGAGAGCGAUACGACGGAGUCCCUAUCUUCUCACUCACCACCUAAUUCGCCCUCGAGACAGAUGCCUACCCUAUGGCCAUCUACGCGACAAGUCCUAUUUCCGUCAUCCUCCCAGCCCGCGACGCCGUCCCUCACCGCAACUGGUUUCGGCCACAGAAGCAGUUCUUCACUCAACAUCACCAUGACCUCCACCGCACCAAGUUCGCCCGAACUUCGCUACAAGCGGCUCUUUCACCCGCCAGUUCCGUCUCCGGUACUCGAGUCCGAACCGGUCGCACCCGAAAUCCAGCAAGAAAUCGAGAGAACAAUGCAGCCGCUUGCCCAGACAUAUCCCGCACUGCAGCAGACUGAGUCCGUCCCCGAAGACCAGCGUGCACCUCCGGCCCCUUCGGUACGAACAGACUCGCUCAAUGAGGCGCAAAUACGGGCCUUUGAUGCUCCGGCGCUCUCUCCGGUUAUCAGCCCUAGCACCACCAGAGACGAGGCCAAAGCCAAUGUCAAGAAGAAACUCAGCCAGCACGACAUCAAAGCCACCGAGCGCAGUCGAAGAGACGGUCGACGAGGCAGCGCGCAGGGCGCGGGACUGGGUCUUAUGCUCGACAUCUCGGGGACCAGGGGCAUGAUGCUCAGGAAGAAGGGUUCUCGAGGUGGUUCGUCCGCCGCCUCGUAGACUUGAGUCGCUCCCUAUCAACUUUUCUUAUUUGUCUGGGAUCGGAACAUGCGGAGCUGGAGUUUAGUGUUUCUUUCGCAUCGCAAGACGGGAAAUUCGCAUUCAUCACGCAUAUGAGGAGUACUUUCGGGGUUCAACGAGGCGGGGGUCGGGAGGGAAAGGGCAACCUGGCAACAUUAGAAUGGGCGUGGUGAUACCCGCGGUUUUCGUUUUUAUUUUUUUCGAGCGCACUCAUUCGUACUUUAUCUCCUUUGUAAUCCUUCUUCCAUUCAGGUAGAUACUACGAGAUAGAUUGGAGUGGGCUGGCUAGCAUGGCAUGGCAAUAUAUACAUUUUUACUUCUU
Molecule: messenger RNA, 3510 nt
Organism: Trematosphaeria pertusa
Lineage: Eukaryota; Fungi; Ascomycota; Dothideomycetes; Pleosporales; Trematosphaeriaceae
Product: patatin-domain-containing protein
Exons: 3
Coding region: 423-3167 (914 amino acids)
Biological process (GO): lipid metabolic process
Molecular function (GO): triacylglycerol lipase activity
Source: RefSeq, a predicted model, not a curated record